Molecule: messenger RNA, 2615 nt
Organism: Helianthus annuus (common sunflower)
Lineage: Eukaryota; Viridiplantae; Streptophyta; Magnoliopsida; Asterales; Asteraceae
Product: G-type lectin S-receptor-like serine/threonine-protein kinase At4g27290
Exons: 6
Coding region: 66-2477 (803 amino acids)
Biological process (GO): protein phosphorylation; recognition of pollen
Molecular function (GO): protein serine/threonine kinase activity; ATP binding
Source: RefSeq, a predicted model, not a curated record
GUGCCAUCAAGUUGUGAGGAAGGCCAAGAUCAAAGAAUCUGUGUAUAGACACCAAUCAAACCAAAAUGUUACUCCCUUAUACAACCUUCUUCUUUCUAGUGCUAACAACUUGUAGAUCAUCAGACACCAUAGCUGUGCAUCAAAACAUCUCUGAUGGUCAGACCAUUGUUUCAGAAAACGCAAAAUUUGAGCUUGGUUUCUUUAGCCCAGGCAACUCCAAAAAUCGAUACCUGGGGAUAUGGUUUAAGAACACGCCUUCGCAAACAGUUGCAUGGGUUGCAAAUCGCGAAACUCCACUUAUAGACACUUCAGGUGCUAUCAAACUAGACAACCAAGGGAACUUGUCACUUGUUAAUGGUAGCGGCAUAGUCAUAUGGUCAUCCAACUCCUCCGCAUCUGGCACAAAUACCAAUCUCAUAGCACAACUCUUGGAUUCGGGCAAUCUGGUAAUUAAGACUGGAUAUAAAUCCAACAAUGAAAGUCUUAUUUGGCAGAGUUUUGAUUACCCUGGGGAUACCUACUUAACAGGAAUGAAGUUGGGCAAGAACUUCAUAACUGGAAGAGAAACAUUUCUGACAUCGUGGAAGAGUGAAGAUGAUCCUUCGCCAGGAGAGUAUACGUUAAGGUUUUUAAUGGUUAAGGGUAAAUAUCAACAAUUCUAUAUUAGGAGAAGCUCUGCUAUUGAAACAAGGAUCGGGCCAUAUAAUGGCAUAUCAUUUUCUGGCCGGCCACUAAUUACACCCGACGCUAUUAAUCCAGUAUAUGUGAGUUAUAUAGUUGUGAACCAGAACGAGAUGUAUUUCACUGCUUUAUCUAGUAAUGAUACAACCACAGUCUCGUCAAGAACGGUAGUAACUCCUGGUGGUAAACUUGAGAUCUUCCAGCAAAAAUUUGCAAACCAAGAUUGGAUCAAGAGUAUCACCUUACCAGUGGAUUAUUGUGACAACUACAGAGUAUGUGGCCCAUAUGGGAGCUGUAAUGCUGCCACGACUCCUUAUUGUGGAUGCUUAAAAGGAUUUGAACGAAACACCUCAGAUGAUACAAGUGUUUGUCGACAGAGCAUAGCCUUAGAUUGUGGGCCUGGAGAGGGAUUUGAAAAGCUUUCAAGCAUGAAAUUGCCGGAUACGGAGAAUGCUGUCUUCAGUGGCAACAUGAGCCUGCAAGAUUGUGAGGUAGCUUGCAAGAAUAAUUGUUCGUGCACCGCCUAUGCAAAUCCAAACAUCACUCCAGGUGGGAUUGGGUGCUUGCUAUGGUUUGGAGGUUUGACUGAUGUUCGAGUGUACUCACAAAACGGGCAAGAUUUAUAUGUUAGACUUGCAGCCUCAGAAUUGAAGUUCCAAAGAAAGAAACGAGCAGUUAUGGUAGUUACUUUGUCAAUAUCAGCUGUGUUGACUUUGUUGGGCCUUGUAUUGGCACUCUACAUUAGAAGAAAAUGGAAGAAGAGAUCAGAUGCAGAGAGCAGCAGCCAGAUGGGAAGUGCAGACGUUACUUUGUUUAGCUUAUCUAACAUUUCUAGGGCUACCAAUGACUUUGCGGUCGACAACAAGCUGGGGGAAGGUGGAUUUGGACCAGUGUACAAGGGCGUGUUGGAAGGACAAGAGAUUGCUGUGAAGCGGCUAUCAAAGUCCUCUCAACAGGGGCUUGAUGAAUUUAAGAAUGAAGUCAUAUGCAUUGCUAAACUUCAGCAUCGGAAUCUUGUGAAGCUCUUAGGAUAUUGCAUUCAAGGCAAUGAGAAAAUGUUAAUUUAUGAAUACAUGCCUAACAAAAGCUUAGACAGUUUGUUAUUUGAUGAAUCAAGGAAGUUGUUUCUUGAUUGGCCACAACGCUUCCAGAUAAUUCAUGGGAUUGCUCGAGGUCUUCUUUAUCUUCAUCAAGAUUCCCGGCUUAAAGUUGUACAUAGGGACUUAAAAGCAGGGAACAUUUUACUUGAUCAUCAGAUGUGUCCAAAGAUAUCGGACUUCGGUUUGGCAAGAAUGUUUAAAGAAGAUGAGAAUGAAGCAAAUACUAAGAGAGUUGUGGGAACUUUGGGCUAUAUAUCUCCAGAGUAUGCAGUGAACGGAAUUUACUCAGUGAAGUCAGAUAUUUUCAGCUUCGGGGUUUUAGUACUAGAAAUUGUGAGCGGGAAGAAAAAUAGAGAAUUUGUUCAUGAAGACAAUGAGGAUAACCUUCUUGGACAUGCAUGGAGACUUUACAAAGAAGGAAGGUGUCUUGAUCUUAUUGAUGAAUGUUUAUGCCCGUCAUAUUCUGCUUGUGAAGUGUUGCGAUCUGUACAUGUUGGCCUAUUAUGUGUGCAACAACGAGUGGAAGAUAGACCGAACACGCCGACUAUGGUUGCGAUGUUGGGUGGUGAAGGCUCGCUUCCUUCUCCCAAAAAACCUGCUUUUUUCUUUCAAGAAACUGAAGUUAACUCCACCUCAAUCCAUCCUUUACCGUCUUCAGUUAAUGGAGUAACAUUAAGUCAAGUAGAUGGUAGAUGACGUGAAGAAAUGUUUUCAUCAUUAUUAUGUUCCUAAAUUAGCUAUAUAUGUAAAGAAUGUUACAUCAUAUGGACAAGUGUAUAUUUACCAAUCCAGAUCAAAGACAUAAAUGUGUAGUUGUAUGUGUGUUUCAUUUUA